AAUUGGAAAUGAUGGCUGUGCGUCAUGCAGAACAAGGAGAUAUUGAAAGUGCAUUGAGCUUGUUGAAUGAGGCGGAGAAUUAUUGUUCUGAAUCACUCUGUGUACAUAAUAGGGCUCAAGUGCUGUUACUCAAAGGUGACAAAGAGUCUGCAAGUUCAGAUCUUGAUAAGGCUCUUGAACUAAGUCACUAUGAGGGAAAUGUAGCGGGUCAGGCGUUCACACAACGAGCUUUGAUUCACAGACUGAAUGGUGACGACGAUGCAGCAUUAGAAGACUUCAAAAAAGGUGCGAAAAUGGGAAAUUCUUUUGCUAAAUCACAAAUUGCAGAAAUGAAUUCAUACGCUGCCCUUUGCAAUCAAAUGCUUGCUCAAGCUAUUGAUAAACUAAGAAAGGGGGAGUCUGAUGAAUGAUGAAGACUAAAUAAAUAUUCAACAAAUUUACUGUGGAAAGAUUUAAUGAAAUAUAAACACCUAAUAGACAUAGUCUUAGAGAAAUUGUUUAUUUUAAAGCAUAUCCACUAUAAGAUAAAUUCUAUGCAAGUAGACAAAUGUAACUGGAAAUGAUUUUCCAAUCAAAGUUGAAGUAAUCAUGUUUCCUAUUGAACCAUAAUAAAAGUGUAUAA
Molecule: messenger RNA, 622 nt
Organism: Dendronephthya gigantea
Lineage: Eukaryota; Metazoa; Cnidaria; Anthozoa; Malacalcyonacea; Nephtheidae
Product: tetratricopeptide repeat protein 36 homolog
Biological process (GO): cilium assembly
Molecular function (GO): protein binding
Source: RefSeq, a predicted model, not a curated record